AUGGGCGACAAAAAAAAGCACAAAAAACAGAAGUUGAUGGAUUCAGAAGCUGAGAAAGUGGCAGAGUUGGCAGAGGAAAGCUUGAGAGAACACCCUCACCCACAACCUCCGCAAAAGAUGGAAUUCCACGAUGGAGGUGAGUUCAAGGGUGUUGAAAGACACAACACCACGGCUCAUCUGGCAGAGAAACUUGAAGACGGGCCCCAAAACCCAUUUACUGGAGAAAAGUUUUCUCAGAAGUACUUCGACAUUUUGAAAACAAGAAGAGAUUUGCCCGUGCAUGCCCAGAGAGAUGAGUUUCUCAAGACUUUCCAAAGCACCCAAAUCAUGGUUUUCGUGGGUGAGACCGGUUCUGGUAAAACAACCCAGAUUCCUCAAUUUGUCUUGUAUGAUGACAUGCCUCACCUCCACGGGAAAAUGGUUGCUUGUACCCAACCUAGAAGAGUGGCGGCCAUGUCGGUUGCCAAAAGAGUCGCUGAUGAAUUGGACGUGCAACUUGGCGACGAAGUCGGAUACCUGAUCAGAUUCGAAAAUAAAACUUCCCCAAAGACUAUUCUCAAGUAUAUGACAGAUGGUAUGCUUUUGCGAGAGGCAAUGGAGGACCAUGACUUGCUGAGAUACUCGUGUAUCAUGCUAGACGAGGCCCACGAGCGUACCUUGGCAACAGACAUAUUGAUGGGGCUUUUGAAACAAGUCACCAUGCGCAGACCAGAUCUCAAACUUAUAAUCAUGUCAGCCACGUUAGACGCUGAGAAAUUUCAGCAAUACUUUCACAACGCUCCACUUUUAGCUGUUCCAGGUCGUACUCACCCUGUGGAAAUCUACUACACUCCAGAAUAUCAAAAAGAUUAUUUGGAUGCUGCCAUAAGAACAGUCUUGCAAAUUCAUGCCACAGAAGACGAGGGUGAUGUUCUUUUAUUUUUGACGGGUGAAGAGGAAAUUGAAGAUGCUUGCAGAAAGAUCCAACUUGAGGGCGAUGAGCUAAUCCGUGAGCAGGAUUGUGGGCCACUCAAGGUGUACCCAUUGUAUGGUUCAUUACCUCCUCAUCAACAGCAAAAAAUUUUUGAGCCAGCACCAGAGAACCAUAAACCCGGCGGAAGACCGGGAAGAAAGGUUAUUGUGUCAACAAACAUUGCUGAGACUUCGCUUACCAUCGAUGGUAUCGUGUACGUGGUUGAUCCUGGUUUCUCCAAGCAGAAAGUGUACAAUCCCCGUAUCAGAGUCGAAUCCUUGUUAGUCUCUCCAAUCUCCAAAGCAUCUGCCCAACAAAGAGCUGGUCGUGCUGGUCGUACGCGGCCCGGUAAGUGUUUCAGAUUGUACACUGAAGAAGCAUUCAAGAAGGAGUUGAUUGAGCAGUCCUACCCCGAGAUUUUGCGUUCUAACUUGGCUUCUACUGUUCUUGAACUCAAGAAAUUGGGUGUCGAUGAUUUGGUUCACUUUGAUUUCAUGGACCCUCCAGCACCAGAGACAAUGAUGCGUGCUCUUGAAGAGCUCAACUACCUACAGUGUCUCUCUGACGAAGGUGACUUGACUGCAUUGGGACGUUUAGCAUCAAAUUUCCCUCUUGAUCCAAUGUUGGCGGUCAUGUUGAUAGGAUCUCCAGCAUUCAAGUGUUCCGAAGAGAUUCUUUCGAUCGUUGCACUUUUGUCUGUCCCCAACGUGUUCGUUCGCCCAGCGUCUGCUAGAAAGAGAGCGGACGAGAUCAAGAUGUCGUUUGCUCACCCCGAUGGUGACCACUUGACAUUGCUUAAUGUCUACGAGGCUUUCAACUCCUACGAAGCAUAUGAAAUUGGCUUGCACCAGUGGUGCAGAGACAACUUCUUGUCAUACCGUUCCCUCACGUCAGCCAAGAAUGUUCGGUCUCAAUUGCGUCGUCUUAUGGAACGUUACGAUUUGGAGUUGGUGCUGACGCCGUUUGAGGACCGCAACUACUGGGACAACAUCAGAAAGGCACUUGUAGCUGGAUUUUUCAUGCAAGUUGCUAAGAAGAAGAGCGGCAACAAAGGAUUUCUCACUGUAAAGGACAAUCAGGACGUGUUGAUUCACCCAAGCACAACGCUUGCCAAGGAGAAUGAGUGGGUCAUAUACAACGAGUUUGUUCUCACGUCCAAGAACUAUAUCCGUACGGUGACAAAUGUACGUCCUGAGUGGUUGGUUGAGUUGGCGCCCAAAUACUACAACUUAGAUCACUUCUCCCGUGGAGACGUGAAGCUCUCAUUGGAGAGGGUCAUUGGCAAAAGGUAA
Messenger RNA from Candidozyma auris, 2244 nucleotides. Its product is annotated as DEAH-box ATP-dependent RNA helicase PRP43. The transcript has a single exon. Gene Ontology annotation, cellular component: intracellular anatomical structure; spliceosomal complex. Gene Ontology annotation, molecular function: RNA helicase activity; RNA binding; ATP binding. The record is from RefSeq and is a predicted model, not a curated record. Bases 1 to 2244 code for a protein of 747 amino acids. Lineage: Eukaryota; Fungi; Ascomycota; Pichiomycetes; Serinales; Metschnikowiaceae.